Lingula anatina is the source of this 1961-nucleotide messenger RNA. RefSeq lists its product as uncharacterized. Lineage: Eukaryota; Metazoa; Brachiopoda; Lingulata; Lingulida; Lingulidae. Gene Ontology annotation, cellular component: membrane. The record is from RefSeq and is a predicted model, not a curated record.
UUAGGUGGCUAAAAGGGGUUUAACACAAGAUGCUUAAAUGAACAGACGUCGAAUAAAAAAACAGCCCCAAAAGCACGUGAUACAUGUAAGUCAGGUCAAACAAGACUUAUCAGUUCUGUUUGGAUUUGCCUUGCAGAUGACAGUAUGGACAGCGCCCGUGAACGUUGCGCUUACUUAGAAAGCUCAGUGGAUGUCAGUUAAUGAUUUUGCUGGAAAUAUACAUGGUGAACUUAGACAAUUUUGCCGAGAAAAUCCUUGAUCAUGCUUUCAGCAUGUCAGCAAAUCUUGGCCGUUUCUGCCACUGUCAACUUGUGUUGUCUGACGUUUUUUCUAAGUCGACGUUGUCUGCGGGCUUUAGGCGACAGCUUUUUAGGGGAAAAGGCUGGGUUUUUGCGUAGACUUUCCAUUCUCGAUGAAGACAAUGGGGCACCGAUCUCCAGACUAAUUUCAUUCCAUUCCAUGUCUUGGGCUUUGUUGAUAUUUGGUAUAUAUCUGGCCACGGCAACACCUGUGAUGCGUCAUCCCUUUGUCACACUUAACACACUCCUAGGUGGCAACGCUGACACAAACCCUAAAGUUACGCCAACCACCAGUUAUUACGAGGACCUCAUAAACGUCGCAUUCGCCAUCAACAUUGGCAAGUACGUCUAUAAACUAUGCCAGGACUGUAUCCUUGUCGACCAUGUUCUUUUCAAAUUAGACAGUAUUCACCACGUCGUUACUAUAGCAUGCUACAGCAUUUUUCUACUUUUCCGAGAAAAUAUGGUUCUUGGCAUUACGGGAUUGUUGAUGGAGGGGAGUCCUUUGUUUGUUGACUGUGCGAAAAUAAUGAAGCAGGGCAACUUGGAAAAAGACAGCAAGAAUGCGUAUAUUUCACUGCUGAUAGCAUCGCUUGUGAUGACGUCGAUGCUGCGCCUAGUUGUUCCAGCGAUUCUGCUGAUUGUGUCUGCUGUGACAGCGAGCCCAUUCACAAUGCACUACGCCUCACUAUCCGCCUUCUUCCUCAGUAUUACAUUCUUCACCGUGCUGAGCCUAUGGACACUUAAAGCGGGGGCAGUAUCUCUGAGAAAAGCCGUUAUUGUCAGAAAAAUGCGCACUUUUGAAAAAGCUCUCCAGCCGGUCAUAAAAAACAAGGCCCCUUUAGAAGAGAGGGAAGUUAUAGAACUGACAAACAGAUCGUCAAUUUCAGUUGUGAAAAACGACUUCCAAUAUUCCAGAGCUUAUUCCAAUAUUAACGUCAACUGCCUAGACACCAACGAUGUGCCCCAAAGAAAUUUAUCGGCGAACAAGCAAGUUAAUAAAGUGAACGUGAAACUGUUACUGCAAUAUUCCAGGGACCACCAAACGGGACUUGAUCUACAAGACACUGCUAUCCACCUGCCUUCGGCUUCCGGUCAAGAGAACACACCUGCUGAGACUGGGGUGUUUUGAGAUGCGGAGUAAUUGGAAACAAAUUUUCUGUAAUCGCCGUUGCCUUAGGCGUUCGGUUAAGGGUACAUACAUUUAUAUCGGGUAAAUGACGAUGCGCGUUUUCAGUGACUCACAUAUUGUCCAUGAUGAUUCCAUGAAAUUUUAAUGUAUGCAUCUCUAUAGCACUGCGUUGUUAUGUAAGUGGAAUAAGUGAUAAAAGACUCGAUAGUUUUUUGUAAAAUCUCUAUGGCACGUAAUUCAAAAUCUAAGCCAAUAAACGGCAAGUGGUUCAGUUUCAUAUGUAAUCUUUUCUUUUUUAUCUUCUUUUGUUUUUUUUGUUUUUGGUGUUUUUGUUGUUAUGAUAAUAUUUAGACUUCUUCGAGAAAGAUAACAUUCCCCAAAUUUCUAAAAUAAGGUUAAUUUAUUCGCUGACUACCUUCUCGGUCAUACGAGCUCCUAAGUCGUGACUUUGGAUUACCAUUACGACUUAGGUGGGCCAAUAAUUACAAACAGGACAUUUAAAUAUAGACAAUAUACUAUAUGAAUUCCGA